AUGUUGAGUUUAAGAAGUACCACAAUUAAGACCGCUCUGCUGACCCUGCUCUCGAUGACAAUCGUAUGCGCUAUAUUUAUGCCGAAUCCAUGCAGUGUUGUGACAGCCAGUGUGUCAAUUGCUUCUAUCAGCACGGGUAGGUCAGACGAUUCUAUCCAAUUCAUGAUAAAUCUGAAAAGAAAUACCGUUCAAGGUGUUAUUGGGAUCAUGUCGCGAUUUUCUUUCGAUCUCGAUCCAAUUGUAAUGGCAUGCCUUUUGAUGACAAUCGGAAUGAGUGUUGACUACAUCGCUCACGUAGCUUAUCACUUCCAGGUUGACACGAGGACUGAGUUCGAGAAGGGACAGAUCGUUAAAAUACGCAUGGGAAGCCCACGACAACGGCUAGAGCACACCUUACGUACAGUUGGAUGGCCAAUGAUUCAAGCCGGCUUGUCGACCGUCUGUUGCAUCUUUCCUUUGACAUUUGUACAAGUUAGUUUUGGCUCUUCUGGCAACAUUUUUGUCCCUCGUUCGGGACAGAGGCAGUGGGGCACAGGGGUAGACGUGUACGCCGGACCACGUGCACGUCCGCGUUGGUCUGUGGGCCCUCUCGCUGUCGGGUGA
Molecule: messenger RNA, 603 nt
Organism: Cooperia oncophora
Lineage: Eukaryota; Metazoa; Nematoda; Chromadorea; Rhabditida; Trichostrongylidae
Source: the annotation of a GenBank genome assembly